Messenger RNA from Closterium sp. Yama58-4, 1467 nucleotides. Lineage: Eukaryota; Viridiplantae; Streptophyta; Zygnematophyceae; Desmidiales; Closteriaceae. The record is from the annotation of a GenBank genome assembly.
AUGCGCUCCCAGUGGCAGACUCGUGACGCGCACGCUCGCUUCGCUAUUCGCAACUCCCUACCGCUAGACGAGCGCGAGCACUUCGGCCAGUGCAAGACUGCUAAGGAACUGUACACAGCCGUAGUUGCUCGUUACUCCUCACCGGCUUCUGCUACACUAGGCCGCCUCUCACUGCCCUACCUGUUCCCCGAUCUGGCCUCCUUUCACACUGUUGCUGACCUCAUCACCCACCUCAAGACUAGUGAGGCCCGCUUUCGCGCUGCUAUGCCUGCCGAGUUCCUUGCUACCAACCCCCCCCCCCUCUGGCUCACUCUCUACCACAUUGUUACCCGCCUCCCUGACUCUCUGCGCGCAGUCAGGGAUUCCUUUCUAGCUCGCUCCCCUACUGAGCUCACCAUUGCCCUCCUCGAGAAGGACCUACUUGCAGCUGAGGCGAGCAUCGUCGCCGUAGGUGCCUCUCGUGGCGAGCCCCGCACCCCCUUCUUUGAGGGGUGUUCCCCUUCCCCCCUUCUCCCCUCUGUCGCCUCUGCUGCUGCUGUCGACCUUCUUGGUGCUGAGAAGGUCGGGACCGCGUCUGCUCCGAGCGGGCGCCGCAGGAGCAAGGGGGGCAAGGGUGGAGGUGGUGGCGGGGGAGGCGGGGGUGGUGGCGGUGGGGGUGGAGGUGGGACUGGAGAGGCUAGUGGCGGCAGUGGGGAUGCUGACAGCAGCGGCGGGAGCAGUGGCAGGGGCGGAGGCGGCAGCGGAGGCGGAGGUGGUCGUGGCGGCGGCAGGGGUGGAGGUGGCCGAGGCGGUGACGGCGGCGGUGGUGGUCGUGGAGGCGCUGGCGGUGGCCAGAGCCAACAGCACGCCCCGUCGCUCCAGGAGGCACGUGAGUGGUACUCGCAGCGGGGGGGGGGGGCGGGUGGCUUUACCUGCACGUACGUCAUCCGCACUGGUGACCGCACUGGCCAGACGUGUGGGAGGCCGCACCCCACGCACCGCUGUUUCUCGCGCCUUACCGACGCUUGGCGCGCUCAGUUCCCUGGCGGCGCUGAGCUUCCCCGCUGGGGUGAUCUGGAGAGGAAGGGAGUUGAUAUCUGGGCCUUAGACUUUGAUGCUAUUCUCACUGCCAUGUAUGCGAUGUUUACUAGUGGAGAGGGUGCUCAGUACUUGCGUGUUCCGCCCGACCCGGGCAUUCUGACCAGUCCGGCUGCCGCUCUAGGUGCUAGUGAGUCUGCUGCCCCAGGUCCUGGUGAGGCUGCUGCUCUAGGUGCUCGUGAGUCGGUCCCCCCUGGUACUGAGUCGACUGCAGCACUUCACACCUUCACACUGGACUCUGGUGCUUCUCGCUGUUUCUUUCGUGACCGCACUGUCCUUGAGCCACUCACUCGGCCAGUUGCUGUCUCCCUCGCUGACCCCUCUGGGGGUCCGGUCGUGCGCUCCAGGACGGGGGUGUUCACCAGUUCACCCCUGCAUACGAGCGCGUGA